GGAAGGGGCCGGAGACGAAGCCGGAGAUGACGCACGAGCUGCUGAACAAAGCGCAAAGCAGCACGCAUUCAACAUACUGCUGACAGUUUCGUCGCGAUGUUGGUCGCUGUCACGGAGACCCGGCAUGACACGGCGUCCGGGUCCCGAAAGCCUCUUCGCAGCGCGUGCUUCCAGCCCCGUCGCGGCGGCGGGCCGACUCGAUGGGAGAGGGCGAAAAUCGCGCGUCGCACGAUUUCACCAAUGGGCGACGGCGACGAGCUGCCAGUCAGGGCCCCGCCCCUGCGCGCUGGCCACGCCACUCGGAAAGUUUCCCGUCGGCGGCAGUGGUGUUUGCUCGCAGGUCGCGACGCGAGCCGCUUUCCUGCCACUUGGUCGGUGCGACCGCCCGAGUACGUUCGUCUAGUCAGCGAGCAGCAGCCGUCGAGGCCGGUUGGAUGCGAGCGCUGUCCGCGACGGCCUCGUGGAUGUGCGGAGGGAGCAUGCCGCAGCACCGCGAGAAUAAUCGAGUCCGGCCCGCGGACGAGCACGCAGCGCAGCACCACCCAGCAGCGAUGGAGGCGUGCUGCGUGCCGACCGGCUGUCACCUGGCCGAGCCGAUGGACGAGCUGAGCAACGCCGUGAAGGUGAUCUGCAACAACGAGCAGUGCCCGCAGAGCCCGUUCAUGCACCGCGCCUGCUUCGAGGAGUGGGAGAGCUCGGUGCUGUCGUUCCUGCGCUCGACGGGACGCGCUCGCUCGUGGAGCGAGAAACAGCGCCUGCAGAAUCUGUGGACCAAGAAAGGCUACGACUUGGCCUACAAGGCGUGCGGUUGCCGCUGCGGCAAGGGCCACCUGCGCAAGGACCUCGACUGGAUUCCGCCGGUGGCCGACCGCAAGAAGAAGCAGCGACGCAAGAAGGGCAACGACAAGCCCACGCUGGCCCUGAACGGCGCCAAGCCGAGCAGCGGAGCCCUGCCCGUGGCGCGGCUACGCAGCUCGAGCAUGUCGAGCACCGGCUCCGGGGGCAGCCCGCCGAGCUCGUCGUCCGAGUUCCCGCCGUCGCCGACGCACGCCAAGCGCGUCGUGGCCGACCGCGAGGGCCUGUUCUCGCGUCGCCAGGACUACUCGUCCUUCAACACGCUGCCGCGGCACAAGAUCAACGCGUACCACAUCAAGAUGGAAGACGAAGGCGACGACAUCCGUUGCUUCAUUCUGAGCACGCUGAGCGCCAACAAGAUGUCGCGCAUCCCCUGCAUCGUGUGCCAGGCGGCGAUGAGCGUGUUCGACCGCUACCCGCUGGUCGACGGUACGCUGUUCCUCUCGCCGCGCCAGCACAACCCGGGCUCCGUGCUGGUGCGCGUCGAGGAGCGGCCCCAGUACCUGAACGCCGUGUGCAUGACCUGCCUCGAAGGCUGGCAGGUGCGGCUCGCCUGCCGCGGCUGCGGCGCGCGCUGGAGCGGCCGCCACCUCAUCCUGGGCACCAUGUACGCGUACGACAUAUUCGCGGCCACGCCGUGCUGCGACGAGCGGCUGCGCUGCACCAGCUGCCGCGAGCCCGUCAUCAGCGCCGACCGGUCGCUGCCCUACUUCAGCGACUACAGCCACAGCAUCGGCUGCGCCCACUGCGGCGCCAGAGACUACCACUUCGUCAAGUCGCUCGGCACGUACGCCAGGGUAUGAACGGCUCCGAGGUCUGUUUUGUUUUCACAGUUUAUGCUUAGCUUGCUGUUCCUCCCCGAUUUUUUUUUUUUCUCGCCACGGUUGCGAAUCCCGGUGCUGUUGUGUGUACUCGCCAAGGGCCAGCCAAACAAUCCUUCGCCUCACUUGUGUCGUUUCAACGGAAAGCGAUGUGCCCGGUUUUGGACAAGUACAAAAGAUAUCAUUCAUCACUCCUGACAGCAUCAUGCCAUCUCUUGAGUGUUUGUUGCUGCUGUGUUCUCUUUGUCGUGUGUACAUAGCGUUUCGAAUGCAAAGCGCGUCGGUUGGCCAUCAGUGCACGUGUGAUGAUUCUUGGCUGCUCACCUCGCUCCAUCAAACGCACAAAUAUCAGACAUCGCGGGCAGCAUGUGAGCCAGCCUGCACAGUGUCAGUCCAAGUGUGUCGACCCGCUCGAUGCUUCCUCGCUAGCCAUGCUUUGGCUACUGUGUCAGCAGCCGUCGCGCUCAACGCACGGAGCGAUCCAGCCAAGCUAGCUGGGGUGUGUAGCACUGAUUGCAAGGUUGACCUGUCGAAGGGGCUGUUGUGUCGUAUUGCAAUUGACUAGUAAACGUCACCAGAGAAACAUUGGAGAACGCGUUUCCGAAACGCCUCGCGAUAGUGCGAUCAUUCCUCUGGCCCUGUGUUGCCACUUGUGCUGCAUGUGUUGUGCUCUGACUCGGGGUUUGUAAAACUGUUCCGGUUUACGGGCGUAUAGUUGUAACUGCGGUUCACAAGGGAUAAUUAUGCAAUAAAAAUAUAUAUAUUUUUCGCGCGUGAAUCCAAAAGCGGAACGUCGCUACUCGAGGCUAAGUGUUCAUUGGUGCUGCUAGCACGGUUCGUGAUAUUUGUGCGCAAAUGUCUGCGGAGUGAAAAAGCAAUUCACGUCUUACCCCUGAUUGUGUUAGAAAGGCAUCAACGAAUGUUGCGUACGGCCGGUUUGCGAUGCAUUGUUCCUUCUGGUCAGUCGCUCCCUUGCGCUGUGAACACGUCAGCUCCGGAUUACAUACACUUCGCACGUACUCUUUCAAGUGAAGGAGAGGUAAACCGUAAGCUUUCUGUUUGUUUUUAAGUUUUAACGGCCACGCGAGUUGUCAAGCGUGUGCUGUUAUCUGUUGUUAAACUUGUAUCCCCUAUCUGUCAGUGUGUGUGUGUGUGUGUGUGUAUUGUCACUGUUGCUCGUGUUUUCCGAAGUGCAUCCACACGUCUCAUUUCCCGCCCUGUUUGUAAAGUGUGAGAGAGACCUUUCGCACUCUUUUCUAAACGCCAAACAUCUGUUUCGAACCCUUUUGUGAUUGCGAGGAAACAUGCGCCGAUGUAAGUGUGCGGGCACAGCCUCUCUGCCGUCGUUGCGCGAAAUGUCUUUGCAAAACGAUCUGUGGUGGAUUAGACAACGGUACUUAAUUGCGGCUGGAAUCGUUCCCCUUCCCAGGGUUCAAACGCUGCCAUUAGGCGCAAGAGACGCACUGCCUCGUUCACACUUCUUGUCUAUGCUGGCCUCUCUGCGAGCUAGCAACUGCGUCUUGUCUAUGGAAAGGCAUUCCGGCAGCUAUAGAGUAAAUUCCACUUUAUUUUUUUUUCCUCGCGAGGGGCCAGUCGUGGGAGCAUAAAUUGUUUGCCCAAUAAAACCAUGCCCUGAUGUUUGCAA
Molecule: messenger RNA, 3321 nt
Organism: Dermacentor silvarum
Lineage: Eukaryota; Metazoa; Arthropoda; Arachnida; Ixodida; Ixodidae
Gene: heca
Product: headcase protein
Exons: 1
Coding region: 201-1658 (485 amino acids)
Source: RefSeq, a predicted model, not a curated record